Molecule: messenger RNA, 638 nt
Organism: Lasiosphaeria miniovina
Lineage: Eukaryota; Fungi; Ascomycota; Sordariomycetes; Sordariales; Lasiosphaeriaceae
Exons: 1
Coding region: 8-256 (82 amino acids)
Source: RefSeq, a predicted model, not a curated record
CUUUGUUAUGUCUUGUGAUUCGUUUUGCAAGCGUCAAAUGCUUUUGUUUCUAUUACUAACUCCAGCAUUAGGUACUCGAUCCCUCUGGAUACCGUCUGUCUAUAGAUCAACUACCUCGGGUACCUCACCUCACUUAGGCAGUCAGGUGCUUGCGCCGUUUAGACGGGAAAGCUUAUCUUGCAGUGCUCCAGAACCUGUGCCCGAGACGGUCAGGACCAAAUCACAGUAUGGUGCUGUUGGCAUUCAGACUGUGUGAGACGGACGGGCCAGCCAAUGUCCCGGAAUACAGCAGCAGAACAAACACAGCGAGAAGGGGGGGUGUCAGUAGAGAAAGUAGAGAACGUACGCGACUUUGAAGUUGCCCCAGUCCCUCAGCUGAUCGCCCUGCAGAACCCCCCAAACAUGAGCUCCGUUACGCGUACCACGUUCUCGUCGUUAAGUGAGGUAGUACAUGUACGUAGGUAGGCUUAGGUCGGCAUCCACAAGAGGAAACGGUGAUGCCGGAUAUGGAGGAGUCUUACUGCUGUGCCUCGUCUCUGUCAUAACGGUAAUCUAGCUAGAGCUGGGAAGCGCAGUCCCAGCGAUGGGGGUUGUCGGGAUAGAAGAGGUCGCCGAGGCCUAAUCCGACGCUCUAGUCG